Molecule: messenger RNA, 2998 nt
Organism: Xenia sp. Carnegie-2017
Lineage: Eukaryota; Metazoa; Cnidaria; Anthozoa; Malacalcyonacea; Xeniidae
Product: AMP deaminase 2-like
Exons: 15
Coding region: 407-2698 (763 amino acids)
Biological process (GO): IMP salvage; AMP metabolic process
Cellular component (GO): cytosol
Molecular function (GO): AMP deaminase activity
Source: RefSeq, a predicted model, not a curated record
AUAUAAUAUGAGCAGAAUGACGUCCACUGCUUCAUAGAUAUUUAUGAAUUGAUAAAAAUAUAAAAAUAUAACAGAGAAAUAUAUGAAACACGAUACGAUCUUGUGAAAACACCGUGACUGCCGUGACCUGUUUCACCUGUUUUGCGUAAGAAAAACAAUUGGAGAUAAUACAAAAUAAAAAUUUCCUUGGCUUACUUUCUUAUGUUUUGUUUGAUACAUAAGUCAUAAUGGGCGUUUAAUGUUUAUCUUUCGCUAGCCAAUUGUCCAUUUAACAUUGGCUAGUUGUGUGACAGCUUGCUCUUUAAAUAUUUGGCUGUCGAAAGAAAUUGGGAAAAGUUCAGUCUUUGUUACCUGACUUAUUUCCGUUGUAUAGCUCUGAAGUUUUACUGUUAUCAAAGGGAAAAAAAUGGAGAGAAGGCCACUUUUUCAUGAAUCAUUGUCAAAUCGCCGCAAACAUUUUCAUGACAAUGUAUUGAAAUCCUUGCAUGAGACACUUGAAGUUUUGAAUGCAGAGACAUCAACAGACUCAAAACGUGAAGGUCAUUGCCAUCCAUUUGAGAUUCCAGAUGAACCUAUUGAACAGAAUGAAAUGCUCAAAGAAGAAAUCUUUCGAGAGUGGCAUAGUCAAUCAAAUACAGUAAAAGAUGAAGCGAUGCUGACAGAUUCGUCUAAGACUGACUUGCCUUGCUAUGAAAUGGAAGAGCGUCUGCCAUUUCAAAGAGUGGUGGUUGAUGGAGAAGAAGCUAGUGGUGUACCUUUAAAGGACCUUCAGCAAGCUUCCGAGCUGUUGGCGGAAGCUUUACACAUUCGCAGUAAAUACAUGGCUUUGAGUCUGCAGAAUUUCUGUCCAACCACGGAAGCCCUUCUCAAGACUGUGCACAAUGAUUAUGACAUUCAGCAGUACUUGGAGAAAACAGGAAUGGUCACAAAAUCAUAUGAAGAUGUUGAAUGCUUAUCGCAAGUCAGCAAUUUAUCACUUGAGGUAUCUGAGAAUCCAUUCAAGAACAUCGAAAUUCCUGACGACUGGGGUUGCACAUUUGCGAUGAUUGACGGGGUUGUUCAAAUUACUGGUGCGGAUAGAUCGCAUCCUGGAAGCACAUUGUUUGAAGCGAAUGGAAAGAUUAAAAGACACCCACAUCCAACUCUUCAGGAAUUUUUUGUUGAUUACAAUAUUUUACUUGCGCUAAGUGCUCAUGGACCUAUAAAAUCAUUUUGUUUUCGCCGACUGAAGUUUCUCGAGGCUCGUUACAACCUUCACAUCUUAUUAAACGAAUUAAAAGAACUUGCUGAAAUGAAAAAAGCUCCCCACAGAGAUUUCUACAACGUUCGAAAGGUUGACACUCAUAUCCAUGCUUCGUCUUCAAUGAAUCAAAAGCAUUUGUUAAGAUUUAUCAAGAAGAAAAUGAAAUCAUGCUCUGGUGAAGCCGUCUUGGAACGCGAAGGAGAAAUUUUGACUUUAGAAGACGUGUUCAAGUCGUUGAACAUUUCCGUUUAUGAUCUAAGUGUUGAUAUUUUGGAUGUACACGCUGGGCAUCAAACUUUCCAUCGCUUUGAUAAGUUCAAUAGCAAGUAUAAUCCCGUUGGAGAAAGUCGGCUUCGUGAAAUUUUCAUGAAAACUGAUAAUUUCAUUCAAGGAAGAUAUUUUGCUGAGUUGAUAAAAGAAGUAAUUUCGGAUCUAGAAGAAAGCAAAUAUCAAAAUGCCGAGUUACGUAUAUCUAUCUACGGUCGCUCCAAAGAUGAGUGGGAUAAACUUGCAAAAUGGGCAAUUGAUAAUGAUGUUUAUUCCAAUAAUUUACGGUGGUUAAUUCAAAUACCUCGUCUAUAUGAUGUUUAUCGCUCGAAAAACUUGGUAAAGAACUUCGAGGAAAUAUUGGAAAAUAUUUUCUUUCCUAUUAUGGAAGUUUCUGUGAACCCAGGGUCUCAUCCAGAACUGCACACAUUUUUAUCUCAGGUGAUUGGUUUCGAUAGUGUAGAUGACGAAAGUAAACACGAGGCGUCUCUUUUUCAAGAAGACAGUCCUCUACCAUCCGAAUGGACGUUUGAAGAUAACCCUCCCUAUGCAUACUAUUUAUACUUCAUGUAUUGUAAUAUUAUGGUUAUCAAUCGUGUUAGAAGAGAAAGAGGUUUCAACACAUUCUCGUUUCGCCCUCAUUGUGGUGAAUCUGGUGCAGCAACACAUUUAGUUAGUGGAUUUAUGCUUGCUGAGAAUAUUUCUCAUGGACUGAUGCUUAGGAAGGUACCAGCCUUGCAGUAUCUGUAUUAUCUUGCCCAGAUUGGUAUUGCCAUGUCGCCGCUUAGUAAUAAUUCUUUAUUCAUUGACUAUCAUCGUAAUCCUCUACCUCAAUUUUUUGCUCGAGGCUUAUUGAUAUCACUUUCUACGGACGAUCCUUUGCAGUUUCAUUUUACAAAGGAGCCUUUAAUGGAGGAAUACAGCAUCGCUGCACAAGUAUACAAGCUCAAUCCAACAGACAUGUCAGAGCUAGCUCGCAACAGCGUUGUAAUGAGUGGUUUUGAGGACAGAGUAAAAACCCAUUGGCUUGGCUUUAAUUACAGAAAACAAGGCAUUCGUGGAAACGAUAUUCACAAAACAAACGUACCUGGUGUGCGAGUUACGUUCCGUUAUGAAACAUUACUAGAAGAGUUAACAACUGUUUGCAACGCAGCUCGUUCAACAUCACCGCCUUUAAGUGUAGAAUAGCUAGCUUUUUUCCAGCUCAGUCGUAGAUUUCACAUCUACAUUCUGUCCAUUCAUAUUUACAUACAAUUUAUUAUGACGAACUUUGCAAGUUUACAUUGUCAUAUCUUUAAGGUUUUUUAAUGGUUUACUACGUUCCUUAAAAUAUAUAUCAUUAGCUAUAUUCAUGGUCAAAGCAUUCUUUAAAAUUUGCUUUUUGUAUAUGGUUUAUUUAUUUAACAUUUUAAUCAACGAAUGUAUUUUAAUUUGAUGAAAUAUAUGGAGGGAAUGAUGAAUUGUUCAUCAAUGUUUUUAUGUAGAAAA